GCGAAAUCACCAGAGCUCCUUUGGUCACUGCAAAGAUCCAGAAGCCGUACUCCAUGGACACGACGAACGGCAUACGUACGGUAUCGGGGAGCAGCAGCAACAGCAACUACACAUACCCUCCCGGGCGAAUUGAGAUGGACGCGAUGCGCGCCCAUCAUGUCCUAUAUCGCAACGGCGCAAUGACUGAUUCGAUACCUCCUACAGACGGCAGGACUCCCGAUAACACCUGUGCGCCUUUAGAACCACGGCAGAAAUAUUCCACCACACAAUCACCGCUUCCCGAUUGCGAAUUUCCAGUAGAGCAGGGCAGCCCGUCGUACCAAAGGGAAAAGCCAUUGGACCGUCAUUGCAAGGAGGAGGAGGGCUUGAGUCCCAAUCAGUGGGCGGCUUCCGGUGAACAGGAAGACAACAGUGGCAGUUACUCUGAAGGAGAGAACGUCGAAAUGUCAACUUGGAGGGGGAGCCCGUCGGUGAAGGGGAGUACGGAGACCAUGCGCAUGCUCUUGCUGACAUGUGUCUCGGUUGGCAUCACCUUCACAUGGGGUGUUGAAAUGACUUACUGUACGCCCUACCUUCUCUCGCUGGGACUUACCAAGGGCCAAACAUCGCUCGUCUGGGUUGCCGGACCAUUAUCUGGCUUGAUCGUACAACCCAUCAUAGGCGUCAUCGCUGAUCAAUCAAAGUCACGAUGGGGCAGAAGGCGACCUGUCAUCGUUAUUGGAUCCAUCAUCACAGCACUCGCUCUCAUGGCCUUGGGCUUUACUAAGGAGAUAGUGGCCUACUUUAUUUGGGAUCCGACCUAUGCAAGAGCGUGCACCAUCGCUGUUGCUGUCCUUUCGCUCUAUUGUGUUGACUUUGCCAUCAAUGCCGUAAUGUCUUGCGCUAGAAGCUUGGUUGUAGACACUCUGCCUAUUCAAAAACAACAAAGUGGCGCAGCAUGGGCAAGCCGUAUGGGCUCACUUGGACAUAUUAUCGGCUAUGGUAUGGGGGCGAUCGACCUUCUCCAGCUCUUUGGAACGUCUUUGGGAGACACACAAUUCAAGCAGCUUACCGUCAUCGCCGCCCUGGGGAUGCUCGUUACCUCUUCCGUAACCUGCUGGGCAGUGACCGAGCGGGUUCUCGUCACUGUCCGGCCCGAUCCUCGCCGCCAAUCGGGUCGUUUCAAGGUUGUGCGCCAAAUCGUGUCGACCCUCAUCACUUUACCUCCUCGCAUCCGCGCCAUCUGCUAUGCGGUCUUUUGGUCUUGGAUCGGCUGGUUCCCAUUCAUCAUCUACAGCAGCACCUGGGUAGGCGAAACCUACUUCCGGUACGAUGUGCCCGCCGACACCCGAGACUCGAGCGACGCCCUGGGCGACAUGGGCCGGAUCGGCAGCACUGCCCUGACCGUCUACUCGACCGUGACCUUCAUCAGCGCCUGGAUAUUGCCACCCUUCAUCCGCGCGCCCGAGGACAACACCUUCACCCACCGCCCGCCCGCCAGCAUCGCCAACCUCGUCGAGACGGUCAACAAGUACAAGCCCGACCUGCUCAGCGCCUGGAUCGCCAGCCACCUCAUGUUCGCCUUCGCCAUGUUUCUGACUCCCUUCGCCGCCUCUUUCCGCUUCGCCACUGUCCUGGUCGCCCUAUGCGGCAUCCCCUGGAGCAUCGCCAUGUGGGCGCCCACCACGUUCCUGGGAGUCGAGGUCAACAAGCUCAGCGGCGCUCCCGACCCUAUGUCUCCAGGGGCCACCUCCGCCACCAACCCAUCCUACAGGAGACUUUCUACCAGCAGUAUCGAGAUGCGCUUCGUCGACGAGCCUGCCGCCGGCGCUGUUGAGGAGGUCACCGCAGGAAACAGCUCAACCGGCGAGCUAAGCGGCAUCUACUUUGGCAUUCUUAACAUCUACACCACCAUCCCGCAGUUCAUCGCGACAUUUAUGAGCAGCAUCGUCUUCGCCAUCCUGGAGCCGGGCAAGAGCCCGGAGCUGGCGACGGAUGCCCAUCCAAGUGAGCAUGCCAAGACGGACGGACCGAACGCGAUUGCUGUGUGCAUGUUCAUUGGAGCCAUCAGCUCGUUGGUGGCGGCGUACGCUACUGCUAAAAUGAGGGAUAUAUAAAAUGGAUGGGUUUUGCUUGGUCAUAUAAU
Messenger RNA from Neurospora hispaniola, 2125 nucleotides. RefSeq lists its product as uncharacterized. The coding region runs from base 54 to 2096 and encodes 680 amino acids. Gene Ontology annotation, cellular component: plasma membrane. The transcript is spliced from 5 exons. The record is from RefSeq and is a predicted model, not a curated record. Gene Ontology annotation, molecular function: sucrose:proton symporter activity. NCBI's taxonomy places the organism in Eukaryota, Fungi, Ascomycota, Sordariomycetes, Sordariales, Sordariaceae.